AUGGGGGAAGAAAACAAUGUGACUGAAUUCAUUCUUCUUGGACUGACUCAAGACCCAGAAAAACAGAAAAUUGUAUUUUUCAUUUUCUUGGUAUUCUACACUGCCACUGUAUUGGGAAACCUACUCAUUGUUGUGACAAUCAAGACCAGUUCAACACUUGGGUCCCCGAUGUACUUCUUCCUAUCUUACUUAUCGAUUGCAGAUUCUUGCUUCUCUACCACCACAGCUCCCAAACUGAUUUUGGACAACCUCUCUCAUAAGAACACUAUUUCUUUUGAUGAGUGCAUGACCCAAAUAUUUGCUAUGCAUUUCUUUGGCUGCAUGGAAAUACUGGUCCUCGUUUUGAUGGCCUACGACCGUUAUGUGGCCAUCUGUAAGCCUUUGCACUAUUCAGUCAUCAUGAACCGAAGGGUGUGUGGGAUCCUCAUUCUGCUGGCCUGGGUAGGGUCAUUUCUUCAUUCAAUCGCCCAGAUAAUCCUUAUCUUUAAUGUACCUUUCUGUGGUCCAAAUGUGAUUGACCACUAUUUCUGUGAUAUGCAACCUUUGUUGAGGCUGGGUUGUAUGGACACAUAUGUCCUAAACCUCUUGGUAGUUACUAAUAGUGGGGCCAUAUGUUUAGCCAGCUUUGUUUUGCUAAUGAUAUCCUAUACAAUUAUACUACGCUCCCUUAAAAAUCAUAGUGCAGAGGGGAAGCGGAAAGCCCUCUCCACCUGCAGCUCCCACAUCAUUGUUGUCAUCAUAUUCUUUGGCCCCUGCAUAUUUAUCUACACCCGGCCCCAAACUUCUUUCCCACUGGAUAAGUUGGUGUCUGUAUUUUAUACCAUUAUAACACCUUUUCUCAAUCCCUUGAUCUACACUCUAAGGAAUGCUGAAGUAAAAAAUGCCAUGAGGAAGUUGUGGAGUAAAAAAGUGCCUUCACAUCACAAAUAA
This is a messenger RNA of Monodelphis domestica (gray short-tailed opossum), 930 nucleotides long. The record is from RefSeq and is a predicted model, not a curated record. Lineage: Eukaryota; Metazoa; Chordata; Mammalia; Didelphimorphia; Didelphidae.